Colossoma macropomum (tambaqui) is the source of this 939-nucleotide messenger RNA. It is a transcript of the gene sfrp2l, whose product is annotated as secreted frizzled-related protein 2 like. Gene Ontology annotation, molecular function: Wnt-protein binding. NCBI's taxonomy places the organism in Eukaryota, Metazoa, Chordata, Actinopteri, Characiformes, Serrasalmidae. Gene Ontology annotation, biological process: negative regulation of canonical Wnt signaling pathway; canonical Wnt signaling pathway; non-canonical Wnt signaling pathway. The record is from RefSeq and is a predicted model, not a curated record. The coding region runs from base 1 to 939 and encodes 312 amino acids. The transcript has 3 exons.
AUGGCUGAUCAUUCCGUGGCUCUCUUUGCGCUGGUGCUAGCUUCCGGAGUCCUUGUUUCUAAGGCGGAUGAUGACAUUAGGUUAGAUGAAGUAGCAGCCAGUGUCAUUUCUGACUUUGUGACGUCGGCCGAAUUUGGCACAACACGCUCGGUUUGCAAACCCGUGCCGAGCACGAUGGGCUUGUGCCACGGAAUCGGGUACGGGGCCCUGAGGCUGCCCAACCUCCUGGGUCAUGACAGCGUGAAGGAGGCGCAGCAGCAGGCCGCAGCGUGGAUACCGUUGGUGAACAAACGGUGCCACAGCGACACCAGGAAGUUCCUUUGCUCCCUUUUUGCACCCGCAUGCCUGGAGGAGCUCUCGGCGGCUGUGCCUCCAUGCCGAAGCCUCUGCACCAGCGUGCGGGAUGGGUGCCUCCCAGUGAUGAGCGCCUUUGGGUUCCCAUGGCCGGUGUCAUUCAACUGUAGCCGCUUUCCAGCCAGAGAGGAGCUAUGCAUCCCAGGAGCUGAAGAUAGAGGACGUAUGGAGGUUACAGAGAUGGACAAAGGUACCGUGUUAUGUGAUGCCUGCAGCCCAGCUUCAGAAGGAGAAAGUGACAUCCAGAAGAACUUCUGCAGUAGUCAGUUCGCUUUCAGGCUUCAGAUCAGCUCCUCGUCUCUGGAGGGGCUGGAUCUGCGUGUGGUGCCUCAGAGGAGGAGCCGUAUCCUCCGUUGGGAGGGCAGUGAGCAGGAGCAACAGGCUGCAAUGGAGCAAAGCGCCCUCUGGCUACCAGAGGCUGCAAACUGUUCCUGCCAAGCACUAGAAGGACAAGGGGUGGGAUCCUUGCUCGCCCUGGGGAACAUGCAGGACGGACGAAUGGUUCUCUCCAGACUUGUGAAGUGGUCUCGCAAUGAGAAAGAGCUGAAAAAGUUCAUUAGGAAACUGACCAGACAGCCAUGCUGA